AUGGUUUUGGAAGCUGGUUCAAAUCCGAUAGAGACCACAAAACACCCCGGCGAGUUUGACACAAUGUUGAAAACGGUUCUGUAUCCCAAAAACUACGAUUCAGUUUCGGGAUGGAUUCCCGAUGUCGGUGACGGAGAAGUUUUAAAAGAACCGGUAAGAAAUCUUGCAAAUGAUGCCGAUUUAGCUAGAGUUAGAGUUGUUGCUAAAAACACACUGGAAAGAGUGACUCGCGGAGUAAAUCACGGAUUUGAAAAACGAGCGCUUCAAUACAACAACUCUGUCGAGAACAACAGAUGGGGUAAUUACGUAAAUUGGAAGUUGUAUCCUUUAUUUGGUCUCUUGGAACACAGAAAGGUUUCCAUAGGUUUACCGUAUAAAAUUCAUUUGCAAAGAGAAAUCAACGACAACAAGAUAUUCUUUGGUGAAAACAACUCUGACGCUAAAUUGGAAAUAACGAAUAUCCAACUUUACAUACCGGUAAUCACUCCUUCCGUAGAAGUGGAAACGAGAAUAUUCAACUCUUUAACCAAAGACAUCGAAAUUGCUUUUCUUCGUCGUAACACGGUAGGUAGCAUGACUUUAACGGGAGAAUCCACCACGUGGCCAAUUACCAACACCGUCAAACCAGCGAGAUAUCUAAUGGUCGGUUUCAAAAACCUGCCAGACUCUCAGACAAACAACAACAACAUUUUCAGAGUGGCAUUGAACCAUACUGAAGAUCCCAUCAUUCGCAAAGUUCAAGUCAGAUUGAACAACGAUAAUUAUCCCAAUCAACCUUUGACAAUUGAUCCUUCCAAAAAAGAUUACAACGAAUUGUACAGAAACUAUAAAAACAUGUGCGAAUUGUUUGGAAAUACGCCUCAGUUUGAAUACACAGAUUUUUCACUCAAUCAUCCAAUCUUUUGUUUCGAUCUGUCAGCUCAUCAAGAAGAUCUUUUCAAAACAGGGGUAAACAUAAAUAUUCACAUCAAUAAAACACAAGGAGAAACUUUAGUUAUGAAAAUAAUAGAAGCUAUGGAAACGAAUUCGCCGACUCUAAUAACUUACAACGGUAAAAAAGUGCAUAUAACCCAAAAGAUUAUCGAUAAAUACAAACAUUGCAAAGUCAGAGACGAUAUAGACUUGGAAAGAAUUGAUGAGAAUUUAACUAAAAAAGGUGGAUUUUUACCUUUCUUACCUUUAAUCUUUGCUGGUUUAGCUGCAGCCGGUGCAACUGCUGGUGGAGCUGCUGGGAUAGCCAAAGCUGUCAACGAUAAGAAAGCUGAAGCCGCUGCAAACGCCGAAGCACGUAGACACAAUUUGGCAAUGGAAAGAGAAGCACGAGGAGGUUCGGGAGUAGGAGAUAUAUUAAGGACGGUUAAAGAAUUCGGACAAAGAUUUGGCGAAGAAACCAAGAAAACCGUUAAAGAGGGAUUAAGCAAAUUAAUAGAUAAAAUCGACACUGGAGAAAUGAAGGUCAAACACAAGGGCAACGCCAUAUUUUUUAAAAACAUACGUUCUGGCGAGGGAAUCUUCCUUUCAAAGUAUAAAGGCAACGGAGUGAUUUUUGGUACGAAAAUGUAA
This is a messenger RNA of Lottia gigantea (owl limpet), 1563 nucleotides long. RefSeq lists its product as hypothetical. The transcript is spliced from 2 exons. NCBI's taxonomy places the organism in Eukaryota, Metazoa, Mollusca, Gastropoda, Lottiidae. The record is from RefSeq and is a predicted model, not a curated record. Bases 1 to 1563 code for a protein of 520 amino acids.